Messenger RNA from Glarea lozoyensis ATCC 20868, 1311 nucleotides. RefSeq lists its product as uncharacterized. The transcript is spliced from 3 exons. Bases 1 to 1311 code for a protein of 436 amino acids. Lineage: Eukaryota; Fungi; Ascomycota; Leotiomycetes; Helotiales; Helotiaceae. The record is from RefSeq and is a predicted model, not a curated record.
AUGGCUCCAGAAACACAGAUAUACGAUCCGGAUGGGGACGUCACCCUCGUUUUCGACAAAGAGCCUCACGAUAUUUUGGCCGGUCCGAAAAGAAAGUUCGACUCCAACUUUGUCAGUACUGACGCUGGGGAGGUUAGUACAGAGAAAGAGGAAAGACAGGAAAGAGAGGAAAUCCGCAUGCUGGUAUCCUCCAAACAUCUUGCUCUCUCUUCGCCGGUUUUUCGUGCUCUUUUGACCGGCGGUCUUAAGGAAGGAGAAGUCCUUAGAUCGGAGGGGUUCGUCACAUUCCCUUUACCGGAGGAUGAUGUCCAUGCAUUCUCCCUGAUCAUGAACAUCAUCCAUGCUCGGAAUAAUUCGCUUCCCAAUGAGGUAUCUUUAUCGACUCUGACCAGUGUUGCGAUACUCGUCGAUAAAUAUAGAUUCUACGAGUCAGUUACUCCAUGGGCCAGACUUUGGAUCACUAAAUACGAUUUGAAACGUCCAGCAACUGUCUGUAAAGAAUUGACAGGCUGGCUUUGCAUAUCUUGGGUCUUUGGAUUACCGGACGAAUUUGCACGAGCAACCGCAACUGCGGCACUGCAUAUUACGUCAACUGGGAUUUAUGGAACCCCUCGUGGGAAAGAGUUAUCAGAAGCCCUACCCAUUCCUGCAUCAAUAAACACUAAACUAGAGGAAACUCGUCAAAAUGCCAUUAAAUACGUCAUGGUGAACUUAAAUUCUAUUCAGAAAAGGCUUGCUACUGACACCACCUUGUGUACUAUUGGUGAAUCCAAUUGCGUAGCUCUGAUGCUUGGAACAAUGGAGAGAAGUGCUACAGUGCGCGGGUUGUGGCCGUUCAGCGAAAGUUACAUACACUCUUUUAACACUUUAGCACACCAAGUCCGCAUGCUAGAUAUUCGUUCACUCUGUGGAUUGCAAUCAAAACAAGAGCCUAGUCCUGAUACGAGCGCAGCAGCAAGCAACGGAAGUUUUGGCGGCAGCAGCUCCUUCUAUCAGACGAAUUCCCAGAACCCCCGCUUCCCUCUGAGCAGCUCCUCCUCUCAGAGCAGCCCCUUCUUGUUCUCUCAAAGCAACUCCUCCUCUCAGAGCAGCCCCUUUUCUUUCUCUCAGAACUCCUCCUCCUCUCAGAGCACCCUCUUCUCUCAGAAUCAACCCCCGCAAGGGCGGUUCGGGACGCCCCAGAGACCACAAGCGCCAGCAUCAAAGGGCCAUGAUAUAGCAGGGACAGUUGCGGAGAUGAUUGCAGAUGUGGAAAGGUGGCCUGUGUUUGCUAAAGGUUUAGAUCUCAAAGAUUUCGCAGUCCAGCAGUAA